Messenger RNA from Truncatella angustata, 1705 nucleotides. Its product is annotated as amidase-like protein. Bases 92 to 1615 code for a protein of 507 amino acids. The transcript has 9 exons. The record is from RefSeq and is a predicted model, not a curated record. Lineage: Eukaryota; Fungi; Ascomycota; Sordariomycetes; Amphisphaeriales; Sporocadaceae.
ACCUACCUAUGUCGAUUUGAGCAAUUCCCACAGCUAAUUUUUCUGAUUGACGACGUGGCAUAGAGCACCUUAAGUAAGCGAUUUGGGAGUCAUGGCUACGGUAUCGACGGCUCAGUUGCUCACAGCAACGGCUCAUCAGUUACAGCAGAAGCUAGCAGCAGGUGAGAUAACGAGCGUUCAAAUCGUCGAGGCCUGCCUAGCGCAGACAAAUCAGCACAAUAAAAAUGGCCUAGGGUUGAACGCCGUCAUCUCGAGCUGCCCACAUGAGCUUGCAUCGUCACAGGCGAAGAAGCUUGAUGUGGAACGGGAUCGUGGCCAGAUUCGGAGUCCGCUCCACGGACUACCCAUAGUUCUUAAGGAUGUGAUCGUCACGGGUCUGGAGCUGGGAAUGCCCACUACUGCAGGUGCACACGUAUUUGCGUCACUGAAAGCGAAAAGGAAUGCCUCGCUGGUGGAUCGUCUUGUUGAUGGAGGUCUGAUCGUCAUUGGCAAGGCUAAUCUGACCGAGUUCUGUGGACUGAAGUCUAAAGACACGCCUGUGGGUUGGAGUGCUUGUGGGGGACAAACCCUUUCGCCUUACCGUCAGAAUAGUUUAGAUGAGAGCGAACAGCCCAUGGCGGGAGGAUCUUCUUCAGGGUCUGGCGUGAGCGUCUCCGCUGGCUUCAGUCCACUGGCAAUCGGGACAGAGACCGCGGGCUCGGUCGUUUGGCCAGCCAGCUUAAACGGCUUGUACGGUAUCAAGCUAGCUCCAGGCACAGUGCCUGUCGAUGGUGUGUUCAGGCUUAGCGAUAGCUAUGACGGUAUCGGCGCCUUUUCCCGCGAUCCCUGGACUUUGGCAGCGUUGGUUCAUCUUCUCGCUCCGCCCCAGCCUGGAGCUGCACUUUUACCGCCUAGUACACUCGAUGGACCAACAUCCUGGGAAGGAUUAACCAUUGGUGUUACCGAGCCGCAAUGGGGCGUAGGGACGGAGACAAUCAAGGGGAAGUGGGAUCUCGAUGAAGUAGUCAAGACCUACGUGGAUGCUGUUGGCAAACUGAAUCAAAGAGGAUUGAAGGUGGUGUAUCCACUUGAAGCACCGGAUGCAGGAAUUCUAGAGUACGAAGGCGAGAACUUUCUCUCAGUGGCAUACCACGAGUUUCCUCAAAAAGUGGCCGAAUUCAUAUCAGCUUUCGAGCACCAGACUGAUAUCUCGAACUUGGAGGGCAUUAUCAAGUGGAAUGAGGAUCAUGCCGAGCUUGCACUACCGGCUCCAUAUACCACUCAAACGGAGCUAAUUGCUUCUGUUAAUAAUAAGAUGUCAGACGAAAAGCAUAGCAAGGCUGCAGCGGAGCUUUUUCGCCUAGCUGGAGAAGAUGGCAUGGGCAAGAUAUUCGACGACUAUGGCCUCGACAUUGUGAUUUCCGCCUCUGACGCCGUGCUUGUCGAGUUUGCGGCGUGUGCACGGUGGCCAAUAUGCACGGUUCCGCUGGGAAACCUCCCCAAGAACAACCAGCCAUUUGGCUGGUUCGCAAUGGCACGCGAAGGCAGAGAGGAUGUGCUGCUGAGGUUCAUGGACGGGUUCUACCAGGUCUUUCCCGGCGCUCAAAGGGCGACGGCUCCAUUUUCUCAAGUUUAGCUUUUGAACAUCUCUCCGUAUGUUGACAUGUAGUGUCCUAGAGAUUUAUCAAUCUCUACACGGAGAUCUGGAGCCAGCCUAUCUUUCGAC